GGCAACUUUACUAAAUAGCGGUUAGCAAAUGCGCUGCUCUGUAAAAUUCAUGUCUUGCAACAACAAAGGACAGAGAAUAAAUGUGUUUCUUUUUGCUCUUAUGCUAGUUAUUAUGUACAUGUGAGAUUCACGUGCCUGGUUCAAAUUACGUGAACUUGAUGGAAGUACGUUUUCUUAAAAUGAGCGAAGGGAUGUGUUAGUUAACUCCAAUUCUGCAGAACUAGUCAAAAUCCCAACCCUCAAAGGCAGAAAGCCUGCCUUCAGAUAUCACGAUGAUUCGCAUCGCCGCGCUGAAUGCCGCUUCCACGGCUACAGAUGAGUCUCAAGACCCUUUGAGAAGCAGCAAGAGUCGUACAAAAGAGGCUCAAGAAGCUGAGGCGUUUGCUUUGUAUCACAAAGCCUUGGAUUUGCAAAAACAUGACAAGUUUGAAGAGUCCGCCAAAGCCUACCAUGAGCUUCUCAAAACUCCUCUGCUCAAGGAGGCGACACCCUCAGAAGAUCAGAGAGUGGGCCUCAAGCAUCCUGGAUUGAUGCUAAAAUAUUCCACUUUUAAAAACCUGGCGAGCAUGGCUGCAUCUCGUGAUGACCUUGAAAAAGCAAUGGAAUUUUACUUAGAGGCAGUUAUAUUGGAUUCCACUGAUGUGAACAUGUGGUAUAAAAUUGGUCUGGUUGCCGUGCGACUGGUACGCAUCCCUUUGGCUCGUCAUGCGUUUGAGGAGGGAUUGCAUUGUAACCCAGACCACUGGCCAUGUCUGGACAACCUCAUUACCAUCCUGUACACGCUCAGCGACUACACCUAUUGUUUAUAUUUUAUUGCUAAAGCGCUGGAGAAAGAUCAUUGCUACACUAAAGGCUUGGUGUUGAAGGAAAAAAUAUUUCAGGAACAACCUUGUUUGAAGAGGGAUACAAUGCAGAUGUUCACAAAGUGUGAUACGUCUAUUCACUAUGUGGAAGUGGAGGAGGAGGAACGCAGAUCCAUUGUGGAGGAGGCACUGGAGAUAAGGAGGCGCAGGCAGGCUCUUUCUCAUUGUGACCCAAAACCUGACCUUGUUCUUAUUCAGCCAAUCCGCUGCCUGUCGUGGAGGCAUGUUGGCGAAAGCCUUCUUGCAAUGUACAAGCAUCAGACCACGUGUGAACCUCCUCGCCCAAGUCUUGGUCGCAGAAUAGACUUGUCAGAUUACAAAGAUAUGAGCUUAUUCCAGAGCAUCCCCCAGCCAACGAGUCCCGUCAGUGUGGGGCAGACAGCAGUGCUGAGCAGCAGCCCCAGUUCAUCCCUGCCUCCAGUAACCUUUCUUGAACCCGCCGUGCUGUCCCAGCCGGGCUCUCAACCUCAAAUUACUCUGAGUCAUGCUGCCGUAGAGGUUAAUACCUCUGCUCCUCCAGCUGCUGCAGGAAUGGAAGUUUCUCUCUCAGAUGGAAUGAAAAAGCAACCAAAAAGGAAACGUGGGAUCGAGGACAGCGGGGAAACGGCCAAGCGUCGUUCUGCACGCGUUCGAAACACAAAGUGCAAGAAAGAGGAGAAGGUUGAUUUUCAAGAACUGCUUUUCAAAUACUUACCCUCCAGGCUCAAGAAAUUUGAUCCAGACAAUGACGACGAGAGCUUAAGUAAUCUUGAGACUCGGUGCGAUGGGAGGGAGGAGGAUAAUCAACUUGUGCAUGGAAGUUGUUUGCCGGUUGACUCUGUGGAAUACAUGGAAUCUGAGCAACAGGAUGUCCACAACUUCCUUCUCAAUAAUAUGACCAAUGGCGGUGUUCUGGAUCUGAUGAUGCGCUACCUGAAAGCGGUUGGUCAGAAGUUCAUGGAGGAGUGGCCUCGGGGGCUGACUGCCGUGGUGCUGGAGGUCCAUCAGACCUGGAGGAAGCACAGCAGUGGCCUACCCAACCCUUUGCUGCGCGACUGCAGCAACAAACAUCUCCAGGACAUGUUGACGAUGAGUCUAGUCUGUAUGGAGCUGCAGUUAGAACAGUGGUCACUCAACAAAGGAAAAGGUGGUACCCCAAGGAAAAGCUCCUGCGAUUCCAGAAAGGAUGGAUCAGAGUUAGAAUUCCCUGGACAACACUUCCAGGGAGACCUGUUGAUGCUCGCUAUGGGUUGUUCUCAAAGAGAUUUGUUUGAGGAUGAUUGGUUAGACCUCAUGGUGCGCGUCUAUUGGCUAAAGGCUCGAUUCUUGGCUCUGCAGGGAGACAUGGAUUCUGCCCUGGAGAGCUAUGAUGUAUGCACAGGUCUGUUGCAGAGCAAACCAAAAACCCCUGAUGAGAAAAAUUACACAGUGAGCUUGCCCAAUCUGCGUGCAGAUGCAUCUAUAUCUUUGGAAGAGGUUGACAAAAGGCUGAAGUCACUGGAGCGCUGUCAGUCUUUGGAGGAGAUCCAGCGCCUCUUUGAGUCUGCUGACUUCAAGUCCGUUGUUCGUCUGCUUCAGCCCACUCUUAAUUAUGGAAACAGGAGCAAAUCUCUGGAAUUUGUGAGCUCAGCACCGGAGCGUCCAGCAUUGAACUUCUGUGGAGUGACGCCCUCUUCAUGUUUCAAUAUUUCAAACCCAAAUCGCUGCCGGAGUUUGACAGCUAUAAGACGAGUACUGUGUCUGCUGAACUGGCCAAUCUCCUCAGAAGAUUCGCAAGUAUCGCUCCCCAAACUGAAACCCCCGUCCUGUCCAUGGAGGAAGUGGCGGCUUACAUUGAGGGCAUUACAGAAAAGGCCCCCUGUCUUCCCACAGACAGCGCCCCCGCACCACCAAUCAUCAAUGAGAUUUACUACCUUUUGGCUGAUUAUCAUUUCAAAAACAAGGAACAGACCAAAGCUAUUAAGUUCUACAUGCAUGACAUAUGCGUGUCUCCCAACAGGUUUGACUCGUGGGCAGGUAUGGCGUUGGCUAGGGCUAGCCGCAUACAGGAAAAGCUCAAUUCCAAUGAGCUAAAAAGCGAUGUACCGAUAUGGAAGCACUCUGAGGCAGUACUGAACUGCUUCAAGAGAGCCCUGGAGAUUGACAGCUCCAACCUGUCCCUGUGGAUUGAAUAUGGCACCAUCUCGUACGCGCUGCACUCAUUUGCUUCUCGCCAGCUGAAACAGUGGCGAAACGAGCUUCCCCCAGAAGUUGUUAAGCAGAUGGAGGAAAGGAAAGACUCCAUGUUGGAGACGGCGUUCCUGUGUUUCCAAGGUGCUUCUAGCUGCGAGGGUGAUAGUGAUGAAGAAGAAUGGCUCAUACACUACAUGCUCGGGAAGAUUGCAGAGAAACGCAAAAAACCUCCAGUGGAGUAUCUGCAGCUCUACAAAAAGGCUGCACAUUAUCUGCAUGAAGAAGCUGCCAGGUACCCUCGUAAAAUUCAUUACCAUAAUCCCCCCGACUUGGCCAUGGAGGCCUUAGAGUUGCAUUUCCGUCUGAGCACCAGCAUACUGAAAUUAUUGGAAGCUAACAAGCCUGAUCUGGACCAUGAACUCCUGUUCACUUUGCUAGUUGAAGCAGCUACUGGACCAUUUGCCAGGGGGGAAGAGAAAAGUAUGCCGAGCAUGCCAAGGACAAACGAAAAAGAAAAGCCCCCUUCCAUGAUGGACGAAGACUUUAAUUGUUCCCCAGUUUGCAUAGGGAAUGCCCUGAGCUCCUCUGUUCCAGCAGUGACCACUCCAGGUCUGACAUCUCCUCCUUACGUGGCCACGCCAUGUGACCAUGAUUACGCCAAACGCAAAACACUCCGAAGGCAGCAGUGGCAGCAGCAACGGCAUGAGGAGCAGCAGGCUGAUGCCUCAUCGAGGUUUGACCAUGAUUACUGCCUACCCAGGUCUGCAGUAUGGCUGCCUUCCCUCAAUGAGCGCAGUCAAGACAGUGAGGUAGUAUUGCUUUCUGACUCUAACUCAACCCAAGAUGCCUUCACUGAUCCCACCAGUUCUCAAGACAGCAGUCACAAACCAGUGUCUGUCAAGGCUGGUUCAUCGUCGUCAGAAAGUACAACCCCUGUGAAGGACUCGCAGCCAACCCCUGAUGAAGCAGUCUCACAUAGAGACUUUACAGGCAUCCAGAUGGAAGAGAAGUUUAUCCAGGAGGAAAUAGAGGCCAUCGUGGUGAUAGUGCCUGAAACUUCAGCCACUGCAGUCUCUGCAGAUCCUCAUCCUCUUCCUGGUCCAACCACCCCCCCAAAGCCAACGUCCUCUCAGACACCGACCAGCGAAAGCAAGAAAAAACCAGAACCUCCGGCUGAGGUGAUCGAGGUGCCCAAAGCUCUGCCAGUGGAACGGGCUGAACAGAGGAGGAUGCUAGUGGAAAUGUGUGUCCGUGCUCUGUUUCUCUGCCUCAGCCGCUUCCCUCAGCACUACAAAAGUCUAUACCGUCUGGCCUACUUCUACACCAACAGCAAAUCCCAUCAGAAUCUACAGUGGGCUCGAGAUGUGUUGCUAGGAAGCAGUGUCCAAUGGCAACAGCUGAAGCACAUGCCAGCACAAGGACUGUUCUGUGAGCGAAACAAGACCAACCUAUUUAAUGGCAUCUGGCGUAUUCCAGUAGAUGAAAUUGAUCGCCCGGGAAGUUUUGCAUCACAUAUGAACCGAUCUAUCGUGCUUUUGCUGGAGGUGCUCUCUCUCCUUAAAGACCACAAUACCCUGCUGAAAGUCUCUUUCAUGCUGCACAGAACCCCCGACCAAGGAAAGAAGUAUUUACGGGAUGUUGAUCGUCAGGUUUUGGCCAAAAGAGCAUUUUUCCUAACUGUAAAAGUCCUGGAGGACAAUCUGAACACUCUGACAGGGCUGACUGAACAGCAUCACAAAGCUCCUGUUAUUUCAAUGGGGGAGAUGACCACAACUGAUACAUCCAACAGGCCUAAUUCAGAGGACAGCAAGUAUGCACUGCCUAAAAAACCUGGGCUUUCAGAGGGAGCCUGUGCUUUGGACUCAGAGCCUAGAGAAGCUUCUCAAGCACGGCUUGCUACACCACCUCUGUCGAUGGAAAAAGGGACCAAUAUUCAGGAGGGCUUUCCUGGGAAUGUGGAGACUGUUGGGAACGAGAGGCGCAAAGCAGGACAGGAGGAACCUAUGGAGCUGCCUGCUGGUCCCUGGAGAAAGCCCACGACUACCACAGAUUCUCAGGGUAACCAAAUGGAAGCUGAGAGCUCCACAAGUUGCUUAGAAUCUGUGCAGAAAACGACUGAAAACAUCCGGACACCAGACCUGUCUCUGGAAGAGCUGACCAUCAGUUCCAGACAGCAGCAGCUUCUAAGCUCAGCACCAAAGAUUACGGUUGCAGGCAGUGGAACAGAUCAGAACUUACUACGAAAGCAAAACCGGAAAAGAAAACUUAUAGAUGAUGUGGAGUCUGGAAAAACCCUGCUACUCGAUGCCUACAGAGUAUGGCAGCAAGGGCAGAAAAUCAUGACCUACGAUCUGGGCCGCAUUGAGAAGAUCAUGUCGGAGACGUACAUGCUCAUAAAACAGGUUGACGAAGAUGUAGCCCUUGACCAAGCUGUAAAGUUCUGUCAGAUACAGUUGGCAACAUCUGCGCAAAGACAGCAGUCCUCUGGCGAUGCCCCAUCAACACCUAAAUACACCAAGGAGCACCGAGAGAUCUUCUUCCCCACAUCUUUGCCCACUCCCGUCUUGCUCAGCCACUCCACCAUCCACCCACUGUCCACCAAGGACCCUCAAACCAAAGCGGUGUGUGAGCCUCUGAGCAAGAUGUCCAGACCUCCCAUCUCAGGCUUUCAUGAUCAGCUGCAGCACAGAAGAGCAGCCGGCCAGUCUGCUGCCUCCAUGGCCUUCCCUCCAUACACAGAGGAGCGGGAGGACCCCACAGAGGGGCUUCUGUAUCGCCAGCAGGAGUCGCACCUGUGUCAGCAGAUGAAACUGGCCUCCGUGUCCCCGGGCCAACACCCCGCUGCCAACUGGCUCCAGGAGGAAACGGCAACAUGUAGCACCACACAACCCUGCCCAGACAAGCCGUCGUACAGCAGUGAGCAGUUGAAGCUUCCAGAUCCCAGCCGAAUCCGCUCCAAAAUCCCAGCAAAUAUGCCAAAGCUUUUCAUCCCCUCCCUCGUGACGAAGUUCCCUCCAGAAAUCACGGUGACGCCUCCUACUCCCACACUCCUCUCCCCAAAAGGCAGCAUCUCAGAGGAAACCAAACAAAGGCUGAAGAACGUUAUCUUGUCCUCCCAGUCGGCCGCCACAGUCAAGAAAGACUGCUUGAGCCAGCCUGCGCUGGAGGUGCAGGAGACGUCCAGCCAGGAGUCGUCUCUGGAGAGCGAGUCGGACGAAGAGGAUGACUACAUGGACAUUUGAGCCUCUGAAGGCCUCGUGUGCACGCUAAAACUGAAACUUUGUCACAUCCCAGUCUGUCUCUGCCAAACCCCGUGUCUGCCAGUCUUUAAAAAUGGAAUGAUCUAUGCCUCUGCUGCUGUUGAUGCUUAUGCCCCAAGAAACAACACAACAGCGGUGACAGUGAUGGUGCAUGACAGACUGAGACGGCUUUAGUGUCUGAAAUGUGCCAUUUAUGCAUAUCACCUUGUGGAACUCUCCUGCUCUUUACUGGAUCUGGAUUUUUUUUUAAAAAGAGCCUUAAAGCCUACAAGCGUAAUGUUUAUGCAUCUUUUGUAUUCUAUGUGCUAACUGUAUCUCCAAGCUGCAGCUAAAUCCCGGCUUUGAUGGCUCACCACCCAGAGGUUCCAGUUCCAAUGAGCGCUCAGCAGCAUGCUCCUGCUGUCCUUUUCUGUGGUCGUUUACCGUGGCAUGACAUUGCAUUGGUACAGUUUAUAUUUGUCUUUGAAUUGAAGGGCGGCGGGCGGGCCACUGCACUCGAGGUUCAUCGGCGAGCUAACCAGCCACAAAGCCUCACAACCUGUAGCAGAUUGGAAAUGUUUACACUUAACAUUUGGGAUGUUUUUUUUCUGUUUGAACUGAACUUUGUGCUAUUUUUGUACUGACUUAUAUGGUAUUGUAUAUGUGUAUAUAUAUAUCUAUUUUUUUCUUUCGUGUGCAUUUGUAGCUGAGAAGAAUGGUUCUUACCAGAGAGGCAUCUCAUCACCAGCACUAACACUCAGAGGGGCUUUUGUACAUAUUCUGUUCCAAAAAUCUUUUUGGCUUUAAAGGGUUGUCGCACGUGUGCGGCAAGGAUCAUUUCAGUUAGAAGUCUGAAAAGGAUCGGCUCCUUCCUGAUCUCAAGAAUGUUUGAAGGCACCAGGAGAAGGACUCUAACACUGACGAUGCCUUUCCAUGGAAGCCGUUUGUCCCAGUUCCUGUUUAACUCAGAGGAAGACAGCAGAAUGUUUUUUAAAAGAUUUUCUAUGAAAAGAAAGAAUUACUGGUUAUAUUUCUUGGAAGCUGUUUCCUUCUUUAUUUUUUUGUCCUUUCUACUUUAGUCCAUUAGCGCCCCGGGCUGUGGUACAGUGGGCGUCAGGAAGGGCUUCGGUGUAAAACUUCUACCAAAUCCGCCUGUGAAGCACUUUAACUCUCGUUUUCCUCCACGUAACCCCUUGCUUUGUCUUUAACUUUCUUCUUCCACUAUAAAGUAUAUCUUUGAUCUUCCUCCUGCAAUCAUCUCCAUCAUCGCUGAUCUUAUCUUUCUCCAAAGAAACCUCCAUAUUUUCCGUUCUCAUAUCUCCUCCUCACUCUAAACCUCUUAUCACUCUGUUCAUGUCUGCUCUGUUUCCGAUUUUUUUAUACUGUCAGUCAUCUUUCACACCACUGUCCAGUGCUGCUGUGUGCUUUAUUUCCUCUCUGUCUCUACCUGAUGUAUGGAAACAACUCCACACUUCACAUGUGUGCUCCUCCUGUUGUCACUUCAUGGUUUCGGUCCAUUUCUACCCUCUUUUUUUUUUUUUUUUUUAAAGUCAUUGCCCUGCUUCUGAACAUCAAACCUAUCUAUCUCUGCUCCCACUUUUGUCUUUCAGUGCGAUCUGAACCAUUUUUAUGCCGGACGUCCUUCCAGACACAACCCUAUGCAUUUAACCAGACCACAGGCUAGCACACAAAAACUUUACUCAAACUUUUUUGCUGUCCUAUAUGGUACAGAUGAUCACUUUGGGUGAACAAUGCUUAAAAAAAACCACAUCCAUAUCUGAUUCCAUUUGAACCAAGGCUUAUUAGAACGUUAUUUCAAGUCAUUGGCAUUCAAGUGGACAUUUUAUUUCAAUCAUUAACAGACAAUCGGGAGCAUUUUAACUCUGGACGAUGAUGUUAACAUCGCUUAUGGAAAUUAUUUAGGUUCCAAACUUCAGUUUCUUGAUUUGAUAAAUGUAACUGUUUCAGCUUUCCACAAGAGGGCAGUAUCACGCUGAUCAUUUUUGGUGCUGAUUCCAAGAAAGAUGGAUUAUUAGAGUUCAGUACAAAACCUCAACUGGCAAAAAAAGAGAAUUCUGGGAGUUUAUGGAAGCAGGUUUAUUUUUGUAGGUGUGCUGAUUCUGUCAUGUUUCCUGAAUGAAACAGCUCUGAAGAUGAACGUUUGACAGGAUUUUGCUUGACUUGAAUUUGACAUUAAAUGAUUCCUUUGUUGUC
Molecule: messenger RNA, 8467 nt
Organism: Oryzias melastigma (Indian medaka)
Lineage: Eukaryota; Metazoa; Chordata; Actinopteri; Beloniformes; Adrianichthyidae
Gene: cabin1
Product: calcineurin binding protein 1
Biological process (GO): chromatin organization
Cellular component (GO): nucleus
Molecular function (GO): protein binding; nucleosome binding
Source: RefSeq, a predicted model, not a curated record